Lodderomyces parapsilosis is the source of this 2127-nucleotide messenger RNA. It is a transcript of the gene TCO89, whose product is annotated as Tco89p. The record is from RefSeq and is a predicted model, not a curated record. NCBI's taxonomy places the organism in Eukaryota, Fungi, Ascomycota, Pichiomycetes, Serinales, Debaryomycetaceae. The coding region runs from base 1 to 2127 and encodes 708 amino acids. Gene Ontology annotation, cellular component: TORC1 complex; fungal-type vacuole membrane. Gene Ontology annotation, biological process: TOR signaling. The transcript has a single exon.
AUGACCACCGAGGGCCCAAGAAUCGAGAAGCAAGAAGGAUCCGACCGUUCGAGAUCACCUUCAGUGGAGUCCGACAACUCCAAUUUCUCUCGAGGAAACAACAAGAGUAACCACAAUGCAACCCACCUACGACCCACAUUACAAGGCACAAGUCGGUCAGUUUCUUCAUCCAACAUAUCGGUGAAUACAUCGAGUCUUACACCUCAUCGAAAACCUCAUCCAUCAAGACUUAAAUCACACAACAGGUCUUUGUCGCAUAACAAAUUGCUCAACAAGUUGUCAACAUCCACCGCACCAGCAACUACCAGACCAAAUUUGAAUCGAUCUAAAUCCACUGAUGGAUUGACAAAAGGUGGGAGACAUACUGCUACGAUAAAGAGAAAUAACAGGUCGUUCACGAAAAUCACUGGUUUGCAACCUUUGACAAAGACCAUUUCGAAUCAAUCAGUUAAAUCAAAUAAAUCAAACUCAUCGCUUAAAGGGUUAAGUGGAGCAGCUACAACAGGUGGAAUCAAACCCAUGGCGCGCAAAGGAAAGGCAACUUUGAAUUUGGAUGACGAUGAUAAAGAAUAUGAAGAUGUUGAUGAACCACCUGACGAAAGUGAUGAUGUGGUUGCUCCUCGGCCAGAGAGGUUUGACAGUCAGGAAACCGUUUCUACCACGCAGCUGGAUUCUGAUCAAAACAUACCGAGUCUUUAUGAACAAAUCAAUAGGAUACUUCCUGACCCGACUCCUCAAAACGACGUCGUGUACAACAACGGUCCCAAGUUAGAUGUCGUGGAUGAAGGCAAGCCACUUGAUGGCAAUGUAGCCCCAAGCAAAAAUGAGCCAAAGAGACCUGAUCUUGUAUCAUCGGUGCAGAGUUCCACUGAAGAUGUGACUCAAAGCAACAACCUUUACGGAAGCUCCUUACUUCUCUCCCAAUCAACAGGAAUAGUCAGAAAAAUCGAACCAGUGAGUGCAAAGGUGACUGAGGUUUAUUCAAAUAAACAUGAUCCAAAUGUUCCACAACAGCCUGAGUCAGUUAGUGGGAUCUCAUUCAAAGCUAACCCAAUGGAAGCAGUCAACAGCAACAUUGCCAAACCGGUGACUACAAACCAAAACGUGAGUCAGAAAAACUCCUAUCAACCAGAUCAAACCAUUUUCACCAAUUUGCAAAGAACGAAUAAUCAAUACAUGCAAAAUAAACAAGGUGGUGAGCGUGUUCCCGAAACGCGUCCCAUACAAAACAACAAAAAUGCAAAUCCCUUGAAUAAUGGUGCAAACAACUAUAACGAGUUUCUUCGAAGUACAUCUUCAUCGACUGACCUGCUGCAUGGUCCUUCGAAGAACAUCGAAACCAGAACACAGCAAAAAUUAUGGUUGCAAAGAGAGAGUUCACUUUUGGAUGUCACAAACAUGGACCCAGCAAGAAGGUCCAACUUUUCUAACCUAUCAUUAAAUAACCUAAUGUUUUCGCACAAUUACAAUCAAAGUAAUUCGAGUGGACAAUGGCCAAGUAAUCCAAAUUCAUAUCAAAGCCAGCACGGUAUAUCAUCAACGAUAGUGCCGUUAACUCCUGUAACUCCUGGAAAUGUUCAGGGCGUACCUGGAUUCAGUAGUGGGAUGUUAACUCCAGAUAGAGGUGGAUCAACAGUUAAUGUAAAUGGCUUGCUUCACAUGGUACAAAAUGCUCAUCAAAAUUCAAUUCAGUCAAGAACAGAAUUUGAAAGGCUCAACAGGGAGUAUUUAAACGUAAGAAGGCAUUUAAACCCUGUUGGUGAAAGUUUAAACAGAAUUCAGAAUUUAAUUGGUGAUGACAGCGAAAUUAAAGUUGCAAAGUCGAAAAAGCGUCCCGACAGUGGCAAUCCCAAUGCAAAUACAUUCAAGGAGUAUGCUCCUUCUUUUCAAACGAAGCAAGCAGAGACGAUGGGAUCGGUUAACAAGAUAUGGCAGGAUGCCAUUUUGUCGACCUUGACCUCUUCUAGAACAGGAUCGUACUCACAAGAGAAUAUAACGAAUCAACAGCUGCAACCAUCUGUUCAUCGAAUGUCGUCCUUUGGUCAAAGCUCACCCUACAAUAAGCACGGCCAGCAUUCGUCUGGUCGAGCUGUCAAGCUUGCUCAAAGCCAAUCACACAAUGGUUGA